AUGGGGAUUCAAGGUGGAGAGCGUCUGAAGGUCACUAUGGAAAAGUCACCAGGGAAUGGGGGACCCAACAACGCCUUCAUCCUGAUGAUGACCUUUAUGGCUGCAUCAGGCCGCUGCUGUGAGCUGGGUGCUGACAGCCUUCAGCAAAAGGGUUUCUAUUUGAAAUUCCGCCCUUUGAACCUGGUGACCAUUGUGAUCCUGUCUCGGGGAAAGUGCGGCCUCUCCAAGGGCGUCACGCGUUACCUGGUGGCCAUGGCAACGGCGGACCUGCUGGUCAUUGUCCUUGAUCUGAUCCUGAAACAGAUUCCUAUUGUCUUCUUUGUGGCCUUUCGAGACGUGCAGGACAUUCCUGUGUGCAAAAUCCACGCCGUCCUCCUCUACGCCGCCACGGACUGUUCUGUCUGGUUCACCGUCGCCUUCACCUUCGACCGAUUUGUGGCCAUUUGUUGCCAGAAACUGAAGACUAAACACUGCAGCGAGAGGAGGGCAGCCAUGGUUAUCGGGACACUUACCGUCUUGAGCAGUGCGAAGAACCUGUUCUGGUACUUCAUGUAUACAAACAGGUACGUGCUUAUGAGAAUGCCCUGGUUCUGCUAUAUGCCCUUCAGUGUCAUGCUCUCCCGAGUCUGGGCAACCGUUGAAUUGCUCCAUUAUGUCCUCACCCCGUGUAUCCCAUUCAGUCUCAUUCUGGCGCUCAACGCACUGACCGUCAGACACAUUCUGGUCACCAUCAGAAUCCGCAAGAAACUCCGGGGCUCGGUCGGCGGGGAGAGCCAGAACGACCCCGAAGCGAAGAGCAGGAGGAAAUCCAUCACUCUACUCUUUCUGAUCUCGGGCAACUUCAUCCUCCUGUGGUCUCCCUUCCUGGUGUCCACUCUGCACACUCGAAUUAUUCUGUUGGAUUUAAGCGAUAAUCGAGAAAUGUCACUCAUCGUGACGGAACUUGGAUUCAUGCUGCAGCUUCUCAGCUGCUGUACCAACACUUUCAUUUAUGCCGCGACCCAGACGAAGUUCAGGGAAGAGCUGAGCAACGGGGUGAAAUAUCCCUUCCGGGCGCUUUCUAUCGUCAUGAAAUAA
Messenger RNA from Pristis pectinata (smalltooth sawfish), 1077 nucleotides. Its product is annotated as probable G-protein coupled receptor 139. The transcript has 3 exons. Gene Ontology annotation, cellular component: membrane. The record is from RefSeq and is a predicted model, not a curated record. Lineage: Eukaryota; Metazoa; Chordata; Chondrichthyes; Rhinopristiformes; Pristidae. Gene Ontology annotation, molecular function: G protein-coupled receptor activity. Gene Ontology annotation, biological process: G protein-coupled receptor signaling pathway. Bases 1 to 1077 code for a protein of 358 amino acids.